Cannabis sativa is the source of this 2070-nucleotide messenger RNA. RefSeq names its product phosphoacetylglucosamine mutase. Gene Ontology annotation, biological process: UDP-N-acetylglucosamine biosynthetic process; carbohydrate metabolic process. Bases 49 to 1779 code for a protein of 576 amino acids. Gene Ontology annotation, molecular function: phosphoacetylglucosamine mutase activity. Lineage: Eukaryota; Viridiplantae; Streptophyta; Magnoliopsida; Rosales; Cannabaceae. The transcript is spliced from 7 exons. The record is from RefSeq and is a predicted model, not a curated record.
GGAAUCAUAUAUUAACUUUUUCAUCCAUUUCGUUUUCUUCUUCUUCUCAUGCCACUCUCUCUCACUCUCUCUCCUCAGACAAAUUUCACUCCAUCAACCAUGGAAGAAGAGCAGCGAUCGCUUCUUCUAAGCACAGCCUCACGUUUCCCACUCCCACAAGGCUUCAAGCCAUCUUACGGCACAGCUGGUUUCAGAGCCGAAGCUUCUCUUCUCCCAUCCACUCUUUACAGGAUGGGGAUCUUGGGUGCUUUAAGGGCUUUAAAGACACAAUCCGUGAUUGGAAUCAUGAUCACAGCUUCUCAUAACCAGGUCUCUGAUAAUGGCGUCAAAAUCGUCGACCCAACCGGUGGGAUGCUUUCUCAGGAUUGGGAGCCUUUUGCAGAUUCACUCGCCAACGCACCUACUGCUGAUUGUCUUAUCCAACUUAUAUCGGACAAGAUCGAGCGAUGUGGUGAGAAGAAGGUUGAGGUUUUGGUUGGGAGAGAUACCAGGCCUAGUGGUCCUUCUCUGCUCGAGGCUACUAAACUUGGAAUUGGUUCGAUUAUUGGUGCUGUUGCUAUCGAUGUGGGAAUUUUGACUACUCCUCAACUACAUUGGAUGGUUCGAGCUAGUAAUUGUAGUACACGAGCAGCCGAAUUCGAUUACUUUGAGCAGCUUUCGAUGUCCUUCAGGUGCUUGAUGGAUUUGAUUCCUGGUGGAGGUGAAAGCAUUGAGGGGUUUCAUAAGUUGGUUGUUGAUGGUGCUAAUGGUGUUGGAGGUGAAAAGCUUUUGGUUUUGAAGGAAAUGUUGAACUUGAAGGGGUUGGAACUUGAGGUUCGAAACACUGGAAGUGGCGGUGGCGUGCUAAAUGAAGGUGUUGGUGCCGAUUUUGUGCAGAAAGAGAAAGUUGUUCCUUCUGGUUUUGGUUCACAGGAUGUUGGGAUAAGGUGUGCUAGUUUGGAUGGCGAUGCUGAUCGAUUUGUAUAUUUCAUAGUGCCAUCGAAAAAUAGUGAUAAGAUUGAACUUGUUGAUGGGGACAAGAUAUUAUCUUUGUUUGCUAUAUUUAUCAAGGAGCAGCUAAGCAUUCUCAUGAAGAAAACCAAUGGUGCUGGAAAUGAUUAUCAAUGUCGUAUUGGUGUUGUACAAACUGCUUAUGCAAAUGGAGCAUCCACAGAUUAUUUGAAGCAGUUAGGCCUUGAAGUUGUUCUUACACCAACAGGGGUGAAGCACCUACACGAGAAAGCUGCUCAGUAUGAUAUUGGGAUCUAUUUUGAAGCAAAUGGCCACGGAACUGUUUUGUUCUCUGAACCUUUUCUACAUUGGUUAGAGGCCAAGAAUGAUGAGCUUUCUUCUGGUGCGCAAGACCCAGAGCAAAGAAAUGCUGCUUUGAGAUUAUUAGCAGUUAGUAAGUUAAUCAACCAGGCUAUUGGGGAUGCUAUAAGUGGAAUUCUUUUAGUGGAGGCUAUAUUAAGACACAUGAAAUGGUCGAUACAUCGAUGGAGUGAGCUUUAUCAUGAUCUACCCAGUAAGCAACUUAAGGUCAAAGUCGUAGAUAGAACUGCUGUCGUUACAGCAAAUGCAGAAACUGAGGUUGUGAAACCGCCUGGCCUUCAAGAAGCCAUUAAUGCUGAAACAGCUAAAUAUUCAAAAGGCCGAUGUUUCAUACGACCAUCGGGGACAGAAGAUGUGAUACGUGUUUACGCAGAGGCUUCCACACAAGACGAAGCAAACACCCUAGCAAAUAGUGUGGCAAACCUAGCUGAUAAGUUUUUGGGCCUCGGCGGUGGUUCCAAAUCCUAAGAUUCCCAACUGUCUAUCACUAACUGAAAAAACUGACCAAUUUAAUGCAGACAGAAGUGUCUUCAUUUGACUACUUUCGAGUGUGUGAUUUAAUACUAUAUUAUUCUUUAGAGUGUGCUACUGACUUGCUCUAAAUUAUGCUAUAUAUUACUUAUCAUAGGUAUGAAAAUUUGAAUCUUGGUCAUUUGAGUAAGGGUAUACAUUACCCAUUAAAAUAUGUAUGCAACAACUUAGAGUCAUGUAACUGGAAAAGAUCCAGUUUAUGCAUUAAUGAUUUUUGUUUAGCAUUAA